Messenger RNA from Nelumbo nucifera (sacred lotus), 2739 nucleotides. RefSeq lists its product as uncharacterized. Gene Ontology annotation, biological process: carbohydrate transport. Lineage: Eukaryota; Viridiplantae; Streptophyta; Magnoliopsida; Proteales; Nelumbonaceae. The record is from RefSeq and is a predicted model, not a curated record. Gene Ontology annotation, molecular function: symporter activity. Gene Ontology annotation, cellular component: plasma membrane.
UAAGGUUGCAUUUGGCACUCCUUAACUGCGAUAAGUCCUAAAAAUAAGGAAUGCCAAAUGCAGCCUAACCGGCAACGUUUUGGGAAGAAACGCCUACUCUCUCGAACAAGAUCCAAAACACAGGGGAUCAAGAAUCUCUCUGCCUGUCGAUCUAAACAGCUAAACUCUAUGUUUUAACCGGUGUUGGUUGGUAUCAUGAUUCGUGACCCUGAGUCGCAGAUUCACUAACAUGAUAAUUGGUUUGAAUGUGAUCGGAUCAUGGAACUUAUUAUUUUAUUAGUUCUUGACGUCGUCACUGACGAACGAAGAUUCGGACCAGUCGAUCUGCUACAAACCAGAGAAAAAUCGAAAUUACAGAAAAAGAAAAAUCUCCACACAAAGAUGAGAGAACCGAUGGAGCUAUAGAGAAAUGACGUGGCAUGAGGAUGUGCCAACCCGACUUCCCUCUGCCUGCGGCUCUGCCCCCACCACACACAGUCCGUCUCUCACACACCACCUAUAUAAAGAGCCAGCAGACCGCCAAGCGUUUCCAAUUCUCCAUGCUUUCUUCAUUCAAUUCAAUACGUGAUACAACACAACUCUUCUUCUGGGAUUCUCAGCAUUGGUAGACAACUGAGUCUGCUCCAAGGAACAAUAAGUUCAUCUGUUUUCGGUUUAUAGUAUGGAUGAUAUUGAAUCAUGCACUAGACCCCUCGGUAGAGGGUCUGUCUUCUGCUAUGGUGUUGGCCACAUGCUUAAUGACGUGACAGCUGCCUGUUGGUUUACUUAUCUAUUGGUGUUUCUCACAGAUAUAGGACUGCCUCCAAGGGAUGCAGCUACUAUUAUGCUUUCUGGUCAAAUUGCUGAUGGAUUUGCUACUAUAUUUUCUGGAGAGCUGAUUGACAGGUUUGGACAUUUCAAAAUAUGCCAUAUUGCGGGAUCAGUUCUGGUUGCUAUUUCCUUCUCUUCUGUUUUUGGUGUUUGUGUACCUUGUAAAAUCUUUAAGACCGAUUCAGCUACAAUGGAAACAGUUGGUUACAGCAUUUUUGCUGCAAUUUUCAAUGUGGGUUGGGCUGCUACUCAAGUUUCACACAUGUCUAUGGUAAAUUGCAUGACGCUGAAUCCAACAAGCAGAGUUGCGCUAGCUAGCUGUAGAAAUGCUUUUACAAUGGUGGCCAACCUCAGCCUAUUUGCUGUUGCUUUAGCUGUUUUCAACUUGAGUAAACCCAAGACACCUGUGGAUAUUGAAAACCAGUACCGCUGGAUUGCAUAUUUGUCAAUUCUUAUUGGUUGCUGUUUCGUGGGCAUAUUUCUUGUUGGAACCAAAGAACCAAGAUUGAGGCAAGAAAUAGAGGGGAAAAGUCUCCAUAGGAUUUCAUGGAAAGACUGGUUCAAGAAAGUUCUAUACUACCAAGUUGCUCUUGUGUAUAUGCUAACUCGACUAGUAACAAAUGUUUCACAGGCACUUCUUGCUUUUUAUGUCAUUAAUGACCUACAAAUGGCUCAAUCAUCCAAGGCUAUAGUACCUGCCAUCAUCUACAUUUUCAGUUUCGUGGUAUCCGUCAUUUUACAGGAGAUGAAAUGGACUGGCCAGCGUAUCAAAGCCUUCUUUACUGCAGGAGGCAUUCUUUGGAUAUUUUCUGGUGCAGGAAUUUUUCUUCUUCCAAGUAGCCUGCACAAUUUGAUGUACCUCUUGUCAGUAAUUAUUGGUGUUGCCAAYGCUUUAAUGACGGUGACGGGAAUAAGCAUGCAGAGUGUUUUAGUUGGGGAAGAUAUUAAUGGUUCUGCAUUUGUUUAUGGGUCAUUGAGCUUCUUGGACAAAGUGUCAUGUGGAAUUGCCUUAUAUGUUAUUGAAUCCUAUCAAGAUUUCUCCAGCAUUGGUAGUUUAUCCAUUACAAGAUAUGGUUUGAGUCUCAUCACUGCUUCUUGUGCACUUCUUGGGGUGUUGGUCACAUACACCAUAAACUUGGAAACUCCCAAUUUGAAACAUUUAACAGAACCCCUCCUGGCUUAAUGUUGAUAAGGCUCCAUUGAUUACAUUUCACCAUGUGCAGCACAACUUGGUAUCAUGCUUCGUAGUUGAAACUGGAAAGUGAAGCACUGAAAUGGACAAACCCCUAUUUUCAGUUGUUUUCAUAACAUAAAGUUUCCAUUUAUGGGGAGGAACUGAGGCAAGUACAGUUAUUAAAGAGAGUAUUAAUAAUUAAAUUUGAACUUCUCGUUCAAAUGAAUUCUGAGGUCAGGCAACUUCUUUCUGCUGCUAGCCAGGAGUCAGGUUAGCUACACAGAUUUGUUUUUAGACUCUUCUAUGUAUUCCAGAGUUGUUCUUUCAUCCUGUUUUGCCCCCAAUCUUUUUCACUUUUUCUUUCAUGUUGUCAUUGAAAGAGCAAAUAUUAGAGUGCUUGGUCAAGAAGAGAAAGAGGGAAGAGUUGGUUUUGGAACACGUUAAGUACUAUAUACUAUGGUCUUCUUUGAAGCUGUGAUAGCCGUGUACAGGAAUUUGGACACCAGUAAGAUUCAUUAAUAAGAUGAUCAUUUGUAACUUGUGGUGUUUUUUUUUUUUUUUUUUUUUUGAUAUUCAACAGGGAAAGAUGAAUUGUAUUCAAUGUAAAACUAGGAGCCCAUGUUGUCUAUAGCCAUACGGCAGGGAGAGUAAAAACAGUUGAGUUAGCUGACAAAUUGUAAAGUCUUUUCCCAUAAUGUUCAUUGACCAGCAAAAUACAAGCUAUGGUAAAGGAACACUGUUUAGAAACUAAACUU